Molecule: messenger RNA, 588 nt
Organism: Lodderomyces elongisporus
Lineage: Eukaryota; Fungi; Ascomycota; Pichiomycetes; Serinales; Debaryomycetaceae
Gene: FCF1
Product: rRNA-processing protein
Exons: 1
Coding region: 1-588 (195 amino acids)
Cellular component (GO): small-subunit processome; nucleolus
Source: RefSeq, a predicted model, not a curated record
AUGGGAAAGGCUAAAAAGACAAGAAAGUUUGCUGCAGUGAAGCGUACAUUAUCCAAGAAAGAUCCUCGUCUUGCAAAUAAGAAUGGUUUAAAAGAUGCCAAUUCUGCCAGCGGUAGUAAAAAGGAUGAUCCUGAACUUACGCAUCAUGUGCCGCAAGUAUCGUCUGCGUUGUUUUUCAAGUUCAACGAUGCGAUAAAGCCACCGUACCAAGUGCUUAUAGAUACAAAUUUUAUAAAUUUUUCUAUUCAAAAGAAGAUUGAUAUUAUCCGUGGGUUAAUGGAUUGUUUAAUGGCGAAAUGUAUACCAAUAAUCACCGAUUGUGUGAUGGCUGAGUUGGAGAAGCUCGGGUCAAAGUAUCGUAUUGCUUUGAAGUUGGCCAAGGAUCCUAGGAUUACUAGACUAAAGUGUUCUCAUGCAGGUACAUAUGCCGAUGACUGUUUGGUGAAUAGAGUGAUGCAGCACAAGUGUUAUAUUGUGGCUACCAAUGAUGCUGAUUUGAAACGAAGGAUUAGAAAAGUCCCUGGUGUGCCAUUGUUGAGUGUUGGUGCACACUCGUAUGUUGUCGAGAGGUUGCCAGAUGUGUUUUAG